AUGGACGUUGUAGCAAGUAUCAAUUUUCCCACCUGGCUGGACCACUUGCAGACCGGACAGACCAAGUCUAUCUACAUCAUACUCGCAUCCACAAUCACAUACGCCGCGUGGUGCUGGGUAUUGAGGCCUAUUCUGACAGGUAGCCUCACUAAUUUGAUAUCAACAAUCUUGAACCUAUAUCUAACCCGGCAAUAUCCCUUCAAGCACGUCGAAACAGGACGAUCGAUCCCCGGCCGCCCAUACCGAUGGCCCAACGGACAAGGAGAUGAGGGCAAAUUCCUGGACGGUAUCGAGAACCGGACCUCAUGGGCAAAACAACAUGGCCAGAUCUAUCGCAUCUGGGCAGGCACAAAACCAGAAGUUGUUCUCCAGAAACCCGAACACGUCAAGCUAGUCUUCCGCGACUCUGAUCGACAUUCCAAAGCAGUAAAUAAUGAUUCGGGGUAUCUCAUGGGGCAGGUCCUGGGGGAGUGUCUAGGGCUUAUCAGUGGGCAGGAUUGGCGAACUUUGCGAGGGGUGAGCGAGUUUGCGUUUCGACAUAACUCUGCGAUCGAUUACAUUGACCUCAUCCAUACUCGGGUGAACAGUUACCUUGGACAGUGUCAAGCGCUGAAACAGGGCGUCUUAGAUCCGGUCGAGGACCUCAAAUUCCUCCCGUUCCUUAUCAUCGGCGAUGUCCUUUACGGGCCCAUGACUGCUGUGAUGGAAGACGAACUAUGCGCAAUGGCUCCUCUGCGUGAAAGGCUUUUUCAGUCCGUUAUCAAGGGUGGAGUAGCCCGAUACUCGUGGUCUCAGUAUCUACCUACAGAAGCAAACCAUGCCUUGCGGGAGUUCCGAUCGCGAUGGAUAGCCUUCAAUCAAGGUGCCUAUCGCAGAUCUAUAGACCUGAAGGGUACCGAAACGCCAGUUCAUCAGCUGUUUGCUGCGGCAGACCGGGGUCUGAUCACAGCCGACAAUGUAUACCAGACUCUUGACGAGAUGCUCUUCGCAAAUCUUGAUGUUACAAUGGGUGCCUUGUCGUGGAAUCCUGUUUUCCUCGCUGCCCACCCACGCGUCCAGGAUGAAUUGUAUACCACUAUCCAAGCCACACAGGACACAGAAGGACCCGCGAUCCCCAAAUAUCUCCAGAGAAGUUCGACCUAUCUUGCCGCAUGUAUUCUAGAAUCCUCUCGUCUCAAACCGCUGGCCGCAUUCUCAGUGCCCCAAGCUGCCCCGACUGAGCGCAUUCUCGAUGGUUAUGUCAUUCCAGGCGGAACCAAUUUUAUCGUUGACGCCUACGCAUUGAAUGUUGAAAAUGACUUCUGGGGCAUGGAUCGCUAUGACUAUCGGCCCGACCGGUUCCUAGAGCUCAAGGGGUCUGAUUUACGAUAUCAUAUGUGGCGGUUUGGGUUUGGGCCUCGUCAGUGUUUGGGAAAGUACGUUGCAGACCUUAUCCUUCGCAUCUUUCUGGUCCACCUUGUGCGUGAAUUCAAGCUGGGGUUUGCGGACAGCCAGGGCAGGAAUUCGAAGGAGUGGAAGCGCGAUCUAGACAAUUGGAUUACGCACCCUAAGAUCAAACUGACCUGUACGCCGCGGACAUAG
Molecule: messenger RNA, 1581 nt
Organism: Penicillium arizonense
Lineage: Eukaryota; Fungi; Ascomycota; Eurotiomycetes; Eurotiales; Aspergillaceae
Gene: gliC
Product: cytochrome P450 monooxygenase gliC
Exons: 3
Coding region: 1-1581 (526 amino acids)
Molecular function (GO): oxidoreductase activity, acting on paired donors, with incorporation or reduction of molecular oxygen; iron ion binding; monooxygenase activity
Source: RefSeq, a predicted model, not a curated record